Messenger RNA from Vicia villosa (hairy vetch), 1215 nucleotides. RefSeq lists its product as uncharacterized. The transcript has 6 exons. NCBI's taxonomy places the organism in Eukaryota, Viridiplantae, Streptophyta, Magnoliopsida, Fabales, Fabaceae. The record is from RefSeq and is a predicted model, not a curated record. Bases 185 to 757 code for a protein of 190 amino acids.
CUGCAUAACAAAACCUUCGUGAUUCGGGUUAAGGUUUAUCAAACCGACCCGGAAACGAAAUUCGAAUCCGGAUCCUUCACGUUCGUAUCGCAUCAUCACUACUCGGAGUUGUUGAAGGCUGAAGCAACCUUGACACAGCCACCAUCGUCACUUCCGAUUCGCGAGUUUCAGCACCUAUUGCAUAAUGCGCAACCUAGCAGCUCAACUCUCUAACUAUUUAUGUAGAAGAAGAGUUGCAUUCAAUCAACAAUCUCGUAAUUUUUCAUCUUCUAGUAGCAAAGAACUAGCAUUGGAGCAUGAAGUUGAGAGAAAAUUUGGGUGGUUAUUGAAGAGUCUAUUUUUCGGCACUGCAAUUUAUGCGGGAUACCAGUUCUUUCCUUAUAUGGGGGAAAAUUUGAUGCAACAGUCGGUAUCUCUCUUGCGUGUCAAGGAUCCAUUGUUCAAAAGGAUGGGAGCUUCUAGAUUAGCCCGUUUUGCAAAAGACGAUGAAAGCAGGAUGAAGAUAGUUGAGUUAGGUGGAGACAAAGAGCUCAUAAAUAUGUUAAGCACAGCUAAAGACGACCGUACACGGAAAGCAGCACUGAAUGCUCUGGCUGAGCUGUCGCACUCAGAUGAAGUUCUUGCAUCCUUGCAUCGUGGUGGGGCCAUUCCAAUUAUCAGGUCUGCUCCAAGUUCACUUGAGGAUGCAGAUGUUGAGAAAUUCAAGUCGAGCUUGAUCAAAAGGUUCCAAGAUCUCAAGUAUGAUAUGUCUUCAUGAAUUUUACCAGAGAUUCUUGCGUUUUUUCCUUCAUAAGCUGCCCAUGAAAGCAUUUUUAGGUUUCACUGGAAAUUGCUGUGUAUUUUCUGACUAAAUUUAAUAGAAGAUUAUAAAUGAUUACUCAAUUUCUCAUAUGAAAGUACUUUUUUACAUCUAUGGGUAUUUAAAGUGCUCCAUAUCUAUUAUGCAAUGUGCUAACAUUUGGUUAAUUUGCAGUAAAAUAUUUAAUGACCAUUCAUUGAGUCAACUCAAAAUAGAAGGCAACAUGAUUUGUUAAAAGAAAAAUGUAAUAAUAGAAAGCAAUAAUCUAAGAAGUAAAAGUAAAUUUUAUAAGUAGACUUGAACACAUAUUUCAUAUCACUCUCAAGAUGUAGAUGAGUCUCUCCAAAGAUCAUUUUCCCUUUCUAUUCGGGUAUAAGUAACGUAGUUAAGUCUUAAUCACAAGCUUUCGUUUUAAA